Parasteatoda tepidariorum (common house spider) is the source of this 1430-nucleotide messenger RNA. RefSeq names its product solute carrier family 60 member 1. Gene Ontology annotation, molecular function: D-glucose transmembrane transporter activity. The record is from RefSeq and is a predicted model, not a curated record. Lineage: Eukaryota; Metazoa; Arthropoda; Arachnida; Araneae; Theridiidae. Gene Ontology annotation, biological process: transmembrane transport.
GUGAAGAAACUGGGCUAUGUGCUGCCAUUACAGGUCCAACACUGAUAGAUCUGACACGCAUUGUAAAUACAGACAUAGCGACCAUAGCUUUCAUUUAUACUGGGAGAUCAUGUGGAUAUAUUGGAGGAUCGUUUAUCGGUGGUAUCAUCUUUGAUAUGUUUUCUAAAAAGCAGUUGAUUUUAACAACUGGUCAGCUUAUCACCUCCAUAACUAUGAUUGGAGUUCCAUGGAGCAGAGAUAUUAAAACUCUAACCAUAUGGAUGAUCGUGAAUGGAUUCACGCUAGGAGCAUUAGACACAGGAGCAAAUGUUUGCUGCCUAAACCUGUGGGGUAAAGACAGUGGACCAUACUUUCAAGCACUCCAUUUCAUGUUUGGCUUUGGUGGAUUGAUAGCUCCUCUCGUAGCAGCUCCUUUCCUUGGUGAUUACUCUGAAUAUGAUGAAAUGAAGAGCAAUAUGACACUAACUGCCAAUGAUAGUGAUUACCCAAUUCCUACAGAAGCAAUGUUUUUAAAUGCAUCAAGUAUAACUUCCGCUGAAAUACCCCGAGUCACCUACGCAUACAUAUGCAUUGGAGCCAUAUCGUUUUUAGUUUCCCUUCUGUUUUUUGUGAUGUCAAUCAUAUCACCAAUCGAUGAAAGUGGUAGAAAACCUGAAGAAACAGAAUCUGGCAAUAGAAGUUUCGGAUUUACGGCCAUCAUCGUAACUCUAACCUCAAUUUUAGUCACAACUGCAAUGGGUACUGAAAUUGGAUAUGCUCAAAUGUUAACUACUUAUGCCGUUAAAGGACCACUGCAUCUAACACCGACUACCGGAAGUUACAUGACAUCAACCUAUUGGGCGGCAUUUACAGUUACAAGGUUUGCAGCAAUAUUUUUGAGCGUUAAAUUUAGCCAUUUAACUAUAUUAGUAUUCGAUGUCAUCGUAACGUUCCUUGGUGGACUUGUUCUGUUAAUUUUUGCUACUCACUACGAUUGGGCUCUUUGGGUUGCUUCCAUAUUUCUCGGAGUUGGAAUAGCAUCUUUCUUCCCAGCAUCAGUGAGUUGGAUUGAAAAAUAUAUCAAUAUCACCAACAAAAUCGCCUCAACAUUUCCUAUCGUAGCUUCUUUUGGAGAAAUGCUUAUUCCUUACGCAAUCAACUACUUUAUAGAAACGAAGCCAAAAGUUUUUAUUUAUGUAGUUAUUGGAAGCUGUGCAUUAGCAAUUAUUGUAACAUUUUUUAUGUAUUUAAUAUUAAGAAAUGCACCUGGUAAAUAUACUAUAAAGAGACGUGUUGUAUAUGUUUCUAAGGAAAGCCAUAUAUAGUGUAAUUAAGGCAACUAAUAAAUAAUAUGUAUUCAUUUUCAAAUAAUUGAAAAGUAGUAAAGAAGUUAAUUUAGUGCUCUUAAUUUAGUAUUAUUCAGUCUAAAAUAAAACUUUUUUAAAUAUAAA